GACACUUGGAAUUUUGCUGAUGCCACAACAGUUCAAUGUGUAUCUUCAACUAUGCAGAAGGCUAAGGUUUGGAGUCGUGUCUCUUUUGGGAACCUAUUUAAAAGGAAGAAGAAAAUUCUUGCUAGAUUAGAUGGUAUUCAUAGGUUCCUCUCCUCUCAACAUAGUAAUUUCCUCACUAAUUUGGAAAAGACCCUUACCAAUGAAUAUUCAGACAUUCUUAAGUUGGAGGAAGACCUCUGGUUUAUGAAAGCUAGAACCAACUGGCUUGUUGAUGGUGACAAAAACUCUCGAUUCUUUCAUGUCACUGCCCUCAAGCAUAGGUCCCAAAAUAAAAUUCAUGCUCUUAAGGAUUCAGCUGGGAAUUGGUUAUGGAAUUUGGAAGAUAUUAAGGUGUUGUGCAGAGACUAUUUUAAAGACCUUUUCACUUCAUCCCUGUGUUAUUCCUUCUCUGAUUCCUACCAAGUGGCUGACUUAUUUGGGAAUCCCUCCAAUCCUCCUCUGGCUGACUUGGCUAACCUUCCUUCUGAACAGGAGAUUUGGAAUGCCCUUCAUUGUAUCAAACCUUUUAAAGCUCCUGGGCCAGAUGGUGUUCACCCCUUUUUUUAUCAGAAAUUUUGGGAUAUUGUGAAAGCUAAGAUAUGCCCUGAAAUUAUUCAAGCCUUUGCUACUGGGACCAUUCCAAUGGGCUGGAAUGAGUGCCUCUUAGAUUUAAUCCCCAAAGUGAGUAGUCCAGAAUCCUUGCACCAAUUUCGUCCCAUUGGUUUGUGCAAUACUUCUUAUAAGAUUAUAUCUAAGAUUCUUGUCAAUAGAAUCAAGCCUUUUAUGGACAGCUUGGUCUCCCCAUGCCAAGCUAGCUUUAUCCCUGGUAGAAAGAGCUCGGAUAAUGUCAUCAUUCUUCAAGAAGUUGUGUAUGCUUUCAGUAAACGUGCUGGUCGUGAGGGUGAUUUCAUUGUAAAAAUUGACCUCGAGAAGGCUUAUGAUCGUCUUGAAUGGAGUUUUAUUAGAGAAACUCUCAUCUUCUUUAAUUUUCCUCCAGAUUUUAUUAAUCUCAUCAUGUCAUGUAUUUGCACUACCUCAUGUUCUGUUCUCCUAAAUGGAGAACGCACUGAUGAUUUUCUACCUUCACGGGGUAUUCGACAGGGAGAUCCCCUUUCCCCUUAUAUUUUUGUUUUAUGUUUAGAAUUCCUUUCUCUUACCAUGAAUAAAGGUCUUAGCAUGGGACUUUGCAAAGGUAGCAAAAUGGGACGAAGAGGUCCUACACUUUCUCACCUUUUUUUUGCUGACGAUCUUGUCUUCAUUGGUAAGGCUACUCUUGAUAAUUGUGCUUUUCUAAAAUAUGUUCUGGAUUUCUUUUGUUAUAGGUCUGGCCAAAAAAUCAAUCAGGAUAAAUCCAAGAUUCUAUUUUCGAAGAAUGUUAACCAAGAUCGUAGGGAGGCUAUUUGUAACAUCCUCGGGUUCCCACAAACUGAGUCUUUGGGCAAAUACCUUGGUAUUCCAAUCUCAAGCAAGAAAGCUAGAAAACAAGAUUAUGCCUUCAUCAUUGACAAAGUCAGGAACAAAUUGGAUGGUUGGAAAGCUAAGUUUUUCUCUUUGGCGGGUCGGAAUAUUCUGGUCCAAUCUGUCCUAGCUUCCAUUCCUAAUUAUUACAUGCAAUCCUGCAUGCUACCUAUUUCAAUCCAUGACCAACUUGAUAAAAUAUCACGUGAUUUCUUAUGGGGUUCUAAUGAAUCAAGUCGCAAGAUACAUGCUAUCAGCUGGAAUCAAGUUACUGUACCUAAGCAUUUGGGAGGUCUUGGUAUAAGGAGUUCUAAGGAAGCCAAUCUAGUGGCCAUGGCCAAGUUAAAUUGGCAAUUAUUCUUAGAUAAAGAGAAAUUGUGGUGCAAGGUGAUUGUUUCCAAAUAUAACAUUGGUAGUAGACCAGGGACACUUCCUGCACAUGGCUCGCCUAUUCUAAGAUAUAUUCGAAAAGGGAAUCCUCUCUUUUUACAAGGCAUUAAAUGGAUCCCAGCUGAUGGUAGUGACAUCUUGUUCUGGUUUGACUGCUGGGCUUUUGACUAUCCUCUCAACUCCAAGUUCUAUGGACCCCUCCUCUCGAAUGACGUGAACCUCACACUUGCAGAUGUCUUCCCACAAGGCAAGCUUAAUCUUGAUAUUAUAUCUCAGCCCUUGGACAGAGACACGUUAGAAACCAUCAAGGCUACUCCAUUUUCUUUUUCUCGUCACGGAGGGGACUCUUUUGCUUGGAAGGGUUCAUCUAAUGGUCAGUUCUCUUCUCCGGUAGCAUACAAAAUUGCUAAGAAUAUUCCCAUAUCCUGUAAGGGAAAUUGGCAGUGGAUUUGGAAGUUACAUGCUCUCCCAAAAAUUCAGAACUUCAUUUGGCUUCUUUGUCACCAACGCUUGAAGACUUUUGAAUAUUUACAUUGUAUUGGCAUCCUUGAUAACUCAUUAUGUCCAUUAUGCUCUAAUACAUAUGAGUCUUGUUCUCACCUCAUGAGUUCCUGUCCGCAAGUCCUUCCGAUUUGGAAUUAUUUCUUCAGAGAUGAUUUUCAACUUCCCCAGAAUGAUACUACUUUCUUUGACUGGAUUCAGAGGAACUGUACAAAAAAGAGCUACGCCCCUACUAUUCCUGUUCCAUGGGGUUCUCUUUUUUGCUUUGUUCUCUGGACAAUCUGGAUUCAUAGGAACAAAAAAGUUUAUUGUGAUCAAGAUUUUGACCCCAACUUUAUCUGUCGGUUUAUUAGAGAAAGGAUCUUUGAAUUCCUAUCUGUUCUCCCUAGUCCCAAAUUUGGCAGUCAUUCUUCAACACAAAAACUUGUUAAAUGGGACAAACCACCGGCAGGCUCCUUUAAACUUAACACUGAUGGUUCAGUCAUCAAUAAUCCAGGUCCAGCCACCUCUGGAGGCCUUAUUCGUGACCAUAGAGGACGUUGGAUUAGAGGCUUCUAUAGGAAGAUUGGUAUUGCUUCAAGCCUUGCUGCUGAAAUCUGGGGAAUUCGGGAUGGUCUUCUUUUGGCUAAACAUCUAGAUAUUCAAUCCUUAAUUGUUGAAGUGGAUUCCUUUAUUGCCUUUCAGUUACUCUCCACUGGGACUGACCAUCAUCACCCUCUAUGUUCUCUCAUUUCUGAUUGUAGGGCCCUUGUGGUGGAUCUUCCGCACGUCCACUUGCAGCAUGUUUACAGAGAGGGCAAUAUGUGUGCUGAUCGUCUUGCUGCUAUGGCUCAUUCCCAGCAAGAAGAUUUUGUCAUUUUAGAGGGUUGCCCCUCAACCCUUUUUAUGUAUCUCUAUGCUGAUAUGUUGGGAACUAUGUAUCCCAGAGACUAGUUUAUUUUGUAUCUUUGUCUACUAGUUUAAUAUUACUCUUCAUUCCACCAAAAAGAAGGACAGGUUAUUGAUAGAUAAGUCAGAGGG
Molecule: messenger RNA, 3408 nt
Organism: Rubroshorea leprosula
Lineage: Eukaryota; Viridiplantae; Streptophyta; Magnoliopsida; Malvales; Dipterocarpaceae
Source: the annotation of a GenBank genome assembly